AUGAGUGGAAAGGGUAGAUCUACGAGAAAUGCAAACAGUGAUGCUGUACGAAGUGAUAAAGAGUCAAUAGACGUUCAGUGUUUUUGUUGCUGGAUUUUGUUUGCUGUCGGCUUGACUGAAGAAUCCUUAGAACUAGUAAAGGCAUGUAGUAAUGUCCAAUUUGUAUGCGAUGGGUGUUUAAAGUCACCUUCAUUGGAGGACCAGGUCAUCAAAAGCGUUAAAAGUGGAAAUGUUGAAAUAUGUGACAAGAUAGACAGCUUAAGCAAAAAGAUUAGAUUGAAGAUAAAUGCAAUCAAAGUGAAGAUGGAAGAAAAUGAAAGCAAAAUAAACAGGGUUUGCAAGAUAACUCACCUGACUGAUGGUGUUCAUGAUGGGUUGAACGUAGUGAAGCUGUUAAGACUUGGUAAGAAAAGUGAUAACGUGGAAAGACCAAUUUUGAUUAAAUUUGAUGACGUAAAGGUAAAAGAACUUAUCUUCAAGAACAUUGUUAAAAUGAGGUCUGUGGGCAAUGGUCUGACUUGUGUUGGUCUGAGCCACGAUCUGACUGUUGAGAAAAGAAAUGAACUUAAAAAAUUCUUGGAUGAUGCCAGAUCAAUUGCACCUAAUGUUGAUGGAGUUUAUGGUCUAAUUAGUGAUGGGUUGGAAGUGCUGGUGUUGACUGAAACGUGGCAUGGCUUGGCUGGGAACAACUCUGUCAAUAUUGCUAAGCCACCGGGGUAUUGUCAUGUGAACUUUGUCAGGCAGCAUGAUCCUGGAGGUGGAACAUUGGAUCUGGUUGUUGGCUCCGCUGAUUUUCUUAUUAUUAGUACUACGGUUUUUCCUCAUGGAGUUUUUUGUGAGCACAGUCUAAUAACGAUUAAGGCGGUAAUUGCUAAACCACGUCGAACAACAGCCAAACGAAUUGAUAGAUCGUGCAAAAAGAUUGAUGAAGAUGGAUUUGUUGAAGCAGUUUUAAAUUCUCCACUGUCUGGUUCUUGUCUUAGUAAUGAUGUUGAUGGUGAGAUAAAAAUUUUCAAUGAUGAGUUAAAGAAAAUCAUUGACAAGCUUGUGCCUAAAAGGGUUAUUCUUGACAGAGGUUAG
This is a messenger RNA of Helobdella robusta, 1080 nucleotides long. RefSeq lists its product as hypothetical. Bases 1 to 1080 code for a protein of 359 amino acids. Lineage: Eukaryota; Metazoa; Annelida; Clitellata; Rhynchobdellida; Glossiphoniidae. The record is from RefSeq and is a predicted model, not a curated record. The transcript has 4 exons.